Molecule: messenger RNA, 1581 nt
Organism: Drosophila ananassae
Lineage: Eukaryota; Metazoa; Arthropoda; Insecta; Diptera; Drosophilidae
Gene: Hex-t1
Product: hexokinase type 1
Exons: 2
Coding region: 118-1527 (469 amino acids)
Biological process (GO): intracellular glucose homeostasis; glucose 6-phosphate metabolic process; glycolytic process
Cellular component (GO): mitochondrion; cytosol
Molecular function (GO): D-glucose binding; mannokinase activity; ATP binding
Source: RefSeq, a predicted model, not a curated record
UACAACUUCCUGAUCAAGUUUUAUAAUUUUACUGUCAAUCUCAGACACUGCCAUUAAAUUUUAUUAUAGACCUGUGUUAAAAGACAUCAAAUUUCAUUUUAUUGAUUCCCGAAAACCAUGACGGCGGCAAAGGAUGAGAGUUUCGUCCCGGAAAGAGACUUUCCCGAAGUUCACAAGAUGUGCAAACUAUUCGUGCCCUCGGAGGAUGAUCUUGAGAAGAUCAUGCAGUUGAUGGACCGCGAGAUCACGAUGGGUCUGACCCGCGAGGGCCAUGAACGCUCCACGGUGCCCUGUAAGCUGAGCUACGUGACGGACCUGCCGAAUGGCCGGGAACGUGGCCAGUUCCUGGCCCUCGAGAUGAUGCCGACGAACUGCCGGAUUAUGUUGGUGAAAUUUAGCAGCGAACGGGAUGUCUAUACCAGUUCCAAGUGUGUGAUCAUGCCGCAUACCGUGGCAGCGGGCAAGGGCACCGAGGUGUUUAACUUCCUGGCCUCCAAUAUUGCCACUUUCGUGAAGGAGAAGAAAGUGGAGAAAGAAAAUAUGCCCCUGGGCAUUGCAUUUGCGUUUACACUGAACAAAACAGCCCUGGAUGCGGGCACCCUUGUCUCCUGGACCAAGGAGUUUGGUGCUACCGGUGCCAUUGGCAAGGAUGUGGUCCAGUUACUUCGGGAGGCAUUGGCCAAAUUUCCAGAAAUAUCCGUUGAUGUAAUGGGAAUUAUCAAUGUCGCAGCUGGCUCGCUUCUGGCCCUUUGCUGGGCCCAGCCAGAUACCCGAAUGGGUCUCAUCAUGGGCAGUAUUGCCAAUUCCUGCUACGUGGAGAAAAUAGAGAAGUGCGACUUGUACCAGGGAGAUCCUUUCAAGAAAAUAAUGAUUAUAAAUUCAGACUGGGCGCAUUUCGGAGACGGCGGCCAACUGGAUUUUAUACGCAAUGAAUUCGACCGCCAGCUGGACGCCGAGUCCAUAACUCCGGGCCUGAGAAUCUAUGAGAAGUUCAGCGGAGCCCUCUGCCUGGCGGAGCUCGUCAGGAUUGUGGUCCUUCGGCUGAUGAAAAUGGGCGUCAUUUUUGAAGACGGUCGUCGUGACUACAUUGGCAUUCAGUGGAAAAUGGACAUGGUCUCCCUGAUCGAGAUCGAGUCAGAUCCGCCAGGGGUUUACACCAGGGCGCAGGAGGUGAUGGACAAGUUCAAGAUCCGCCACUGCUCGGAGAAGGAUCUGGCUGCUUUGAAGUACAUCUGCGCUACCAUUUCCAAUCGUGCUGCCAUGGUGGUGGCCAGUGGAGUGGCCGCCCUCAUCAAUCGCAUGAAGAUGCCCCAGAUUUCCAUAGCCGUUGACGGAGGCAUCUAUCGCCUGCAUCCAACAUACGCAACUGUCCUGAACAAGUACACUAAACUUCUCGUGGAUCCGCACUACAAGUUCGAGUUUGUGAUCACCCAGGAUAGCUGCGGGGUGGGGGCAGCCAUAAUGGCGGGAAUGGCCCAUGCCCAGAAGUACAAAACGGAUGCGAAGCUCUUCGAAAUGGACUACUAGGAUCUCAAUUGUAACAGAUUAGUUUACACAGUAAAUUUGCUUUCUACCUUUAAA